Molecule: messenger RNA, 2500 nt
Organism: Vespula vulgaris
Lineage: Eukaryota; Metazoa; Arthropoda; Insecta; Hymenoptera; Vespidae
Gene: Fpgs1
Product: folylpolyglutamate synthase, mitochondrial-like
Exons: 3
Coding region: 270-1889 (539 amino acids)
Biological process (GO): tetrahydrofolylpolyglutamate biosynthetic process
Cellular component (GO): cytoplasm; mitochondrion; cytosol
Molecular function (GO): tetrahydrofolylpolyglutamate synthase activity; ATP binding
Source: RefSeq, a predicted model, not a curated record
UAUUUUUGGCGUUAUUUAUUUUGAUAAUUUCUAAUUAUGAAUAUUAAUAAUUAGAAGAAAAAUUUAUAAUUAAAAAUUUAUUUCACCAUGAAAUAUUAUUGUUUUUUUCGUUUUCUUGUGUUAAGAAUUAUCUAAAGAUUAUAAUUAUUAUCUUUCAGUAUUUUUAUUUUUAUCAGUAACGACGAUAACUUUUGAACUUUGUUAGAUAAGAUAUAUAAAAAAUAUAUUUUCUAAUAUUUUUAUUAUUCACUUGGCUGAUAAUAUAAUAAAUGAAUUCUCAAAUAUUUACUUUACUGCAGAAAAUUUCAAAGAACAUGCACAUUAGACACUGUGCUUGUAUUAAGGAAAAUUAUAAAGAUGCUAUCAAAAAGUUAAACGAUCUUCAAAGUAAUUCCAAUUAUCUCGAAAUUGUUGCAAAUAAUUCAAAAAUGAAUUUUGCCAAGUUGGAAGAUACAGAGAAAUAUUUAAUUAGGUCUGGUAUUAAUUUGGACCAAUUGAAUAAUCUUUCUAUUAUACAUGUAGCUGGUACUAAAGGAAAAGGUUCUGUUUGUGCUUUUGUAGAAGCAAUAUUGCAAAUACAUGGAUUUAGAACAGGUUUUUUUAGUUCACCUCAUUUAAUUACUGUUAGAGAACGAUUAAGGAUAAAUGGCUCUCCAAUAAAUGAAACAGAUUUUGCUUAUUAUUUUUGGAAAGUAUAUAAUAAAUUAGAUAAUGCAAAGGAAUUUGAGUCAGACAUACCAAUGUAUUUUAAAUUUCUUACUGUUUUAAUGUUCAAUGUAUUUUUAUAUGAAAAUAUCGACGUAGCAAUUAUAGAAGUUGGAAUUGGUGGUGAAUAUGAUUGUACUAAUAUUGUAAAAAAUCCUGUAUGUGUAGGUAUAACAAGUUUAGGAUUAGAUCAUACUUCUUUGCUAGGAAAUACAAUAGAAGAAAUAGCAUAUCAAAAAUCUGGGAUUUUCAAGCCAAAUACAAUUGCAUUUACUGUCCCUCAAAAAAAGGAAGCUUUAGAAAUUUUAAAAGAAAGAGCAAUUGAGAGGCAAUGCACAUUACACGUUGUACCAUCAUUUCAGUAUUAUGAAUGGGAAAAUGACCAGUUAAAUAAUAAAACGUUAUAUAGUCAAAUUCAACAGCAAAAUGCAUCUUUAGCUAUACAAUUGGCAGUUUAUUGGAUGCAAUCCCAAAUUAAUUCAAACUAUUUUUUGACAAUUAAUAAUAAUAUAUGUAAUAAGAAAUAUUAUAACUUUCAAGAAAAUAAUAUAGAAGGGAGUAUUAAAAACAUUAAUGAUGAACAAGAAGAAAUGAUAAAUAAAAAAACCAAUACAAAAUAUAUAUCAUUUAAAAAGAUUGCAACUGCAUUAUCUACGUGCAUAUGGCCAGGUCGACAACAGAUUUUAAGAGGUACUUUAUUUGAUUUUUAUUUAGAUGGUGCUCAUACUUUAGAAAGUAUGGAUUGUUGUAUUUCUUGGUUUAAUAAUCAAAUAGAAAACAAUAAUGGUAAACGAUAUUUGAUUUUUAACAUGACUGGAAAGCGCGAUGUAUCUUUAUUUAUGAAUCGUUUGAAAACUAUAAAAUUUCAUAAAAUUUAUUUCGUACCUAAUGUUGCUGGGAUACUAGAUAUAGAUAAUUUGACAACUGCUGAAGUGAUAGAUGAACAAAAGAUGAAAUGUCAAAAGCAUUGUGAAAUGUGGGGAGAGCAGUCUCCGCAUGUUGUAAAAAUUGUUGCAAACAAUGUAAUGGAAGUUUUAAAUGAUAUUAGGAUGGAACAUAUACAUAAUGACGAAACUAUUAUUUGGAAAGAUAAAACUCAAGUACUUAUAACUGGAUCUUUGCAUUUAGUAGGUGCAACUCUUGCAAUUUUAGAUCCUAAUUUUACAAUGACUACCAAAUUUUAAAAUUUUAAUACACACACCAUACACAUACACACACACACACGCGCGCGCGCGCGCGCGCGCGCACACACACACACACAAUAUAUAUAUAUAUAUAUAUAUAUAAUGUAUAUAUAUAAAUAAAAUAUUCUGCCUAUGUGUGUGUAGAAAUAUUAAAAUUGUAUUAUAACUAUAUAAUAUCAAUACAUUGCAUUGUGAUACAUUUACAGUGUGUAUAACAGAGCAUUUGCAUGACUAUUUGUGGACAAUUUAUUUGUACUUUAAUAUAAACGCAAUUAUUUUCAAUAAAACUUGAAUAUAUAUAAGAUAACAAUUUUUUAUAACAAACAGAACUGCUACAUACAAUUUUUUUUUAGUAAUAGAUGAGCAUUAGAAAUGGAAUAUUAAAAUUUUUCUAAUAAUUUAUUUUAAAAUAUCUUUGGAUGAUAUUCUAAUUCAGAUUCUGCUUCUGUAUCUGAUAAACUGAGGGAUACACCUGUUCUUCUUCUAAGGCGAUUAUCUUCAGGACUCUAUGAAAGAGAUUUUAUAUUAUAGAUAUUAUUUAAUUAGAUUUAUAUAUAAUAUAUAUAAAUAUAUAGAUAUGUUUAAAUAUACAUUUUAAUCUUAUAUAUAAA